CGUUUUGGGCAGGCUGACAAAAGUGGCCUCGCUCACCGAUAAUAGGAUUCGUUUAAUGAAUGAAAUAAUCAAAGGGAUGGCAGUCAUCAAAAUGUAUGCCUGGGAACAGCACUUCUCGCAACUUAUAUCCGACGUCCGAAAGAAAGAGAUGUCCAAAAUAAGGGGGUCGACCCUUUUGAGGGCCCUAAACAUAUCCAUAUCGAUUAUAUCGGAUAAAGUGAUAAUCUUCACGAUAUUCAUAGUCUAUGUCCUGACGGGAGAGCACUUGAGCGCCGAGAAGGUGUUCGUAACGAUGGCUAUAUUCAACACAAUACGGCUCACAAUGACCUUCUUUUUCCCGUAUAUGAUAGGCUAUGCCGCGGAGAUAUACGUCUCGUGCAAAAGGGUCCAGAAAUUUUUACUUUUGGAUGAAAUCCACUUAAAAGGCAUUCAGUAUAAAGAGAGUGAUUUGGAUGUCAAGAAAAAUAGCAACGGUUUUAAUAUAGCCUUAAUUGACGCACAAAUAACUAAUCGAUGCAACGAUGGGAACAGUAUUUUCGUGGACAACGUGUCGGCCAAAUGGGAUAUUGACUCUGAUAUAAUAACCCUACAAAACAUAUCAUGCAGUUUACAAACCGGUGAAUUGUUAGCUGUUGUGGGGCCGGUAGGCUCGGGAAAGAGCUCAUUCCUGAUGUCUCUGAUGAAUGAGAUUGAGGUGACUACCGGUGCCGUCCAAGUAGAGGGUACUAUAGCAUACGCCCCGCAGGAGUCGUGGGCUUUCAACGCAACUAUUCUGCAGAAUAUUCUGUUUGGAAAGCCUUAUGAAUUACAGAAAUUCCGUCAAAUAAUGUCCGUCUGCGCGAUGGACAGGGAUUUAAAGCAAUUUCCAUUUGGAGAGAAGACAUUAGUCGGGGAAAGGGGUGUGUCAUUGAGUGGCGGGCAGAAAGCUAGACUCACGUUAGCACGUGCCCUCUAUAGCGACGCCGAUAUCUAUUUACUGGACGACCCGUUAAGCGCCGUCGACUCCGAUGUCGCGAAACAUAUUUUUGAAAAAUGUAUAACAGGUUACCUGAAAUCAAAAGCUGUUGUUUUAGUCACACAUCAAAUUCAAUUCAUACAAAAGGCUACCAAAAUACUGGUGCUCAAAGAGGGCCGACCCCUAGCCUAUGGGUCGUACAAAGGAUUAUGUGAAUCCGAAGUGAAGUCCGAAAAUAAGUUCAAAAGCGAUGAAAUAAUUAGCGAAGAGCUGAUGGCUUCGCAAGAGCUGUUCCCCAGGAAGAGGACGGGUAGCUCAGUAUCUGCUGAAUCUGAUGAUAAUACGCGAGAAUGUGAACAAAAGCUCGUGGAUGAAAGCAAAGCUACCGGUACCAUAAAGGGUCGGGUAUAUUGGGAUUACGUGACAGCAGGUGCCGGUCCCGUAUUAUUAACUCUGACAAUCGUGUCUACACUGGCUUACCAGGGACUCUUUCAUUACACUGACAUAUGGCUAACCGAUUGGACUAAUGCCGAGGAUUCUAGAAAUAGAUCCGAAGAAUACACACAAACGGAUAAUAUAGUGAUAUAUUCUGUACUAAUGUCCGCCACUUUCAUAACAAUGAUCAUCCGUUCCGUCACUUUCUUCAUGAUGUGUGUCAUAGCGUCAGUCAAUCUUCACAACAGAAUAUUCUUUAGACUAAUGAGAGCUCCGAUCGCUUUCUUUGAGAACAAUCCCAUCGGCCGUAUUUUGAAUCGAUUCACGAAAGACAUGGGAAUAGUUGACGAACAGAUGCCGUUGUGUUUGUAUGACUUGAUUAGUAUUGCCGCUCAAUUAAUAGGCUUCUUAGUGGUGGUGGCGUUUGUGAACUGGUACCUCAUAUUCCCAGCACUGGUCCUGAUUAUCCUAAUCUUGCUAAUCCGAUGGAUUUACAUAAAAACAGCGAGAGAUUUGAAAAGAUUUGAAAACAUGGCCCGGAGUCCCAUAUAUAACCACAUGAGCACCACAUUGAGUGGUUUGGCGACUAUCCGUGCGUUUGGGACACAGAAUAUGUUUAUGAAUCAGUACUACCGGUACCAGAAUGACCACACUUCCACUUAUUUCAUGUGUUUCAACUCAUCCAGAGCUCUC
Oppiella nova is the source of this 2083-nucleotide messenger RNA. The record is from the annotation of a GenBank genome assembly. Lineage: Eukaryota; Metazoa; Arthropoda; Arachnida; Sarcoptiformes; Oppiidae.